Molecule: messenger RNA, 732 nt
Organism: Aegilops tauschii subsp. strangulata
Lineage: Eukaryota; Viridiplantae; Streptophyta; Magnoliopsida; Poales; Poaceae
Source: RefSeq, a predicted model, not a curated record
AUGCAGGACAGGUCUGGAUCAGUUACAACAGAGAUUCUUAGUCAGGCACAAGGCAUCUCUGAAGGAGUACCAAUGCCUGAACUUAUUCUAGUGGCGGCAUGGUAUCUCUGGUGGCAGAGGCGUCAACAUGUGAAGGGGGAGGAGAUCCAAACAGCAGAAAAAACAGCAAUAUCAAUUCGAGUGCUAGCGACCAAUUUUACACGAGCAUACUCCAGCAAGUACUCAGAAAGGAAGCAAGACCAAAUGUGGAAGAGGCCGGCAAAUGAUGUGGUAAAAGUUAAUGUUGAUGCUGCGUUCCAGGCUGAUUCUCUUUCAGGAGCAACAGGAGCUGUUGCACGCGACCACCGAGGGAACUUUAUAGCAGCAGCUACUUGGUAUCUCCCUCAGGUCUUGAGUGUUGAUGCAGCUGAAACUGUGGCAAUUCGCAAUGGUCUUUAUCUAGCCGGCAGGAUUGGAUGCAACAAAGUUCAAGUUGAAUCGGAUAGCAGUUUUGUGGUGGAAUCAGUGCAGAAUCAAGAUUAUACCGGAUCAAAUACAGCCACGAUACUGGAAUGUAGAGAGCUUGCUCUCGACUUUGCCAAUGCAGAAUACUCCCAUUGUUUUCGUGAAGCUAAUGAGGCAGCUCAUAUCUUAGCUAGCCACUCUUUUAGCAAUAGAUCUUCCUCCUUUUGGGAAGCUAAUAUCCCAGACUUUAUUUCUCAAGCUAUUGUAAAUGAUAUGUCUUUGAUGUGA